Molecule: messenger RNA, 4101 nt
Organism: Symbiodinium sp. CCMP2456
Lineage: Eukaryota; Dinophyceae; Suessiales; Symbiodiniaceae
Source: the annotation of a GenBank genome assembly
AUGGCAGAAACAACUUGUCGGCUACUGCGGCUGGCAAAGUUCUGCAUGAUUCGUGAACAUGUAGCACAUGAGCACUCUCCAUAUGUGUUGGCGCUGCCGGAGCCAGAGUGGGUUUCCUUCUUCGCGAGUCUUCAUCAUGGAGCACAAUCAGCUUCCAAGAAGUACGGACUCCAAACUUGGUCGAAUCUCAUACGUCAAUGCCAGGAGAACAAAGAGAACUACUUCGGGAUGGAAACAGCAUUCUUGCAAUCAGCUGGUGGUACUUGCCUUUUUUCGGUUGUGAUGAUGCAGACUUGGCCAAAAUUUGGGCAGAAUCUUAAAGCACUCAUUGAACAAGAGAUCAAUUCUAGGCUUGGGUCUGGUCAGAAGCCGUUGGAGUGUGAUCACAGCAAAGCAGCGCGCGGAAGUGGAAGCUUGAAAAGAUCGGCAUCCGCUGCAUCCUUGAAUUCCUUGAGGCAAUCUGCUUCGUGCAGUAGCUUGCCCAGUGUGGUGAGUGAGGGAACACAUCACGAUGCCAAUGCCGAAGUUUCUGACGCAUCUGCGCCUGCGUCAUCAGCGGCAGACUCACAAGAGAGCCAGAUUGUGGUGCAUGGGAAACGAUUGUCUUGGAAUAGGGAUCUGGCGCCACACAUGGACACGUGCCACAGAAGCUUCCUUGUCAAGCGGAUCAACGACCUUCAAAAGAAGCUUACGCUGUCCAAACAGGAAUUGGCCAAGGCGAAGCGUGAGAAGAACAAAUCCACGAAACAACUGGCUAAUCUACAGCUGCAGAUCCACAACAAAGCGCAGGCAGACGAACAAGUCCUCACUGUUCAGAAAACACCAAAAGGUGUCAGGUUCACUACACGGGGGUACUUGGCGAUGGGGAUAAGAAAGGCUUUGGCGAUCACAUCUGCACUGGGGUUUCCCAUGUCUGCACUCGUCGAUGCUUCCCGGCAGACGGUUGUCCGUUGCGAGGUGUGUGUAUGGAGUGUUCUUGUAGCUCGUACGGGGUGCUUCCAUGAGAUGAUAAAGCAUCGGCUACGGACACUGGCGACCAUUUACGCAUGCAUGAAGAAGGCUGCUGCCGAGCAGAAGGAUCGUUCCGACAUCAACGCUGCUCCUGCUCAUGCAUUGGUUUCAGCUGUUCGGCAGACGAGUGGCUCAGAGUUGCACGAUGACAUAUCGAGAUUUGGUGAGGAAAACGUGGUUUCCAGCGAUUUGGGUCUGGUUCCUAGCUUCGCAUAUGGUGACACACCAUCCUCAUCAUCCUCAUCCGUACCAGACACAGUGUCUAGAUGGUUCUGCACGGGAUCUGGUGGCGGUGUCGCGUCGGAACAACUGGAGCGAGUCUUUUGCCUCGGUGGCACUGCGUUUGCGGGCGAUGCUACGAACAGUGGCAUUUGGCGGCGGAAUAAACUGCAGGGAUUGCUGCUGACCUCUGCCUGUAUGACGGACUCUGUUAGCCUGUCACACCCCACCGAGUACAUGAAGGCCUUUGCAUUUCACACCACAGUGAUUCUCGAGCUGCAUACGCUAGCUGCUAAGGGUCCCGAUCGAAGGUGCGACCUGCAAAUCGUGAACUCUGGCACUGCAGCCAACAAUCUGGCAAUCGUCCUGAAACAACUUCGGACAGCCAAAUGCCCAAACUGGGAAGACUUAGCAGACAUGUUCGAGUUGAUUAACAAGCUUCUUGCAGCUCAUGGCAGAUCGUGGGGUUAUUUUGGUGCCGUUGCGAAGAUCUGUCACACUUGGCGUGCCCAUGGCGUCAAGAUCAGCAAGACAUGGCAAGUGCUGAUCCCGAAACCUUGGGAGUACAAGGGAGCCAGACCUUUGACGUUUGGCUGUGCGCUCAUGUGUGUGCGUGUGUCGCUUGUGCAUGAAGCUGUUAGUUGCUCUGAGGAGUUCUUGUUGACGGGGCCUCCGGACUUCGUGGUCAGAGUUUUCAUGGCUACAUUUGCAACUCGAGCUUACAACGACACAUCAGCCGCAGAAGCCAACGAUCCAGAGCAAGCCGUUCUAGCCGCAAUCGCUGAGUGUGAUGAUGAGCUUGGUAUGGAAGAGGCUCAGGAAUACAGGCAAAAAGUCACGAAGUGGAUUCGUGGUUCGCUGCAAUGUAUUCAAGACAGUCUGUUUUGGUUUGUCAUGGCAGCUGCGUACAAAACACGCGAACCGGUGCGGCACAUGUUCGGUAUACUCUCCAAGUACGCAAAGGCUACGUCGGCAAGAGUGAAAUCACCUUAUGCCCAUCCAUGCCCGUGCGAUGAUUUACCUAUUGUCGAUUUCGUAACGAGGCGGCUGCAACAAAUCGAUGCUGAGUUCAUCGCGCUCCGGACAGGGAUCACAGCAUGGACCAAACAAACAAUAGAAAACCUGCAGGGCAUGCUCUGCUGGAACAACGAGAAUGCUGUCAGCCCUGAAGAGUUGGAGGCACUCGCUCUCAAGCUGCUGUGGCCAUUUCGUUUGUUCUGGUUCCUGAAAGGUGAGCCCACACAAGCUUGUGAUGUGCGGCGAGGUGUAGCUCGGGAACUGCUCGACGCAGACAUCUCUUCCUUGGAGUCGACAACAAGGAAAUUCAGAGAAGCCUGCCAGGUGGAAUUGCAGGCGACAGCUGUGAACGGUUGCGUACGCUUAGAUGGACGAACUCGGGGAUGCCUCAUUCUGGCCGCCGGACUCAUACGACUGGAUAUCCAGGAACUUGAAGGGUUAAACAGUAUGGUGAAAGUUGCUGUAGCCCGUAGCAACAACAACAGAAUCACACUCGAAUUGCUGACGGCGCGUGUCUGCACGCGAAAGGUUUUGGCAUUGCACACGGACGGGGCAAUACGUUACAAGAGUGUGAUUCCAUGUGCAGCCUCAUUGGCCCGCAGUGCCUACUUGCACUAUGGCAACCACAUUGAUCUCCUCAAGGACACAUCUCGCUGGGAGAUUUGCCGUGACGGCAACCUGCAUGCAGGCGACCCUACCAUCUACAACCCCGCUUUGCAAACAACUGCAGAACACAAAUGGGCCAUGAAAUACAACAGUCAGCUGAUGAAGCGUUUGCGAGCCCACGACAAGGACAGAUUGCGGCUGAAAGACAGUGUUCUCUCGUUGGUGCUGCCUGGCCCGGCAGCACAGGUUGAUGCUGAGAACGGUCACGGUCACAAUCCAGCAUCAGAGGUUUGGAUCUGUUGUGGCGUCACGCGAUCGCAAACCAUGAUGCUGAACCCUGAUUCGGGAAAGUUCCAGCUGUCGGUUGCUCUGAUUGCGUCCUUGUACAAGCAGGUGGAAUCGGCCGGAAAACACAUCAAGCUCAAGCUGCACACACAGGUCUUGACGUCAUCAGGGGGGGUGUUGAGGCAGCAGGGUGAAGCCAGCUUGUUGUGUGAACUGCGGGGCCGUUACAAGCGUGAAGCUGGGUCUCGGGAUGCAGCAGGUAUACUUGCAGAUGGGGAUGACGAAGAGGAGGACAUGUCUGGGGAAGAUGAUGAAGAAGUUCGACAGGUGGGUGACUUGGAGAACAUGAGCAAGGAUGAUGAGCUCAAAAUGCUCAUGGGUUGGGAAGAUGAACUUUCCAACGAUGAUCUCGAACCAGGUAAUGACGACACAUGCAGCGACGUAGGCAGCGAAGAUGAACACAUGUGCGAGCUAGAGUCUCUUAAUGUCAAGAUGGCGAUCUCAGCAGCCAACCAACAAUCUGAGGCGGACUUUGAAGGUUGCACGGAACGUAUUGCUGAGGAUUGCGACUGCUUAAAAAGUGCAGUUUUCUCGACGCUGUCGCCAGUGGAAGCAGAAACCGAAGCAUACUUACAAGAAGUACUGCUGAGCAGGCAUCAUAUGCACGCUGAACAGGGUGAAGAGGCACCAGCGCCAACAUCAAGGGCAUCACCAAAGGACACAGUGUCAGAACACCAUCGUGAUUCCUUCAGGCCCCUGUUCAAACCAGCUGCUUCAGCUGUGGAUGAUUUCCGAGCAACGUGGAGACAUUGUUUUCAAGAUUCGUGUAAAGCUUUGCAGUACAUGCAUGAGAACUCGAAGCGACAGCUUGGGGACAAUGGUAGCUUGGAUGCAAUUGGCUUCCAUGGCUUCACUUGUGCUGCUACUCGCUUGUUUGUUCGGCUUGUUGUAUUGCAUGCAUGA